Messenger RNA from Triplophysa rosa, 3905 nucleotides. RefSeq names its product interferon-induced GTP-binding protein Mx-like. Bases 16 to 1458 code for a protein of 480 amino acids. Gene Ontology annotation, biological process: defense response to virus. The transcript has 9 exons. Gene Ontology annotation, molecular function: GTP binding; microtubule binding; GTPase activity. NCBI's taxonomy places the organism in Eukaryota, Metazoa, Chordata, Actinopteri, Cypriniformes, Nemacheilidae. The record is from RefSeq and is a predicted model, not a curated record. Gene Ontology annotation, cellular component: cytoplasm; membrane; microtubule.
GCAUGAGUUGGAAGCAUGGGCCCGUGCGGGGGCGGUCACUGUGGCGAUGUUGGCUUCGAAGUUGGAAGGCGUCUGCUGUGGCAGAGCAGGUGGUGUAAGCAGUUGGAAUCACGGGUCCCUGCGGGGGUGGUGGUUGCUAGAACAAGGGUGCAUUCAGUUACUGUAUGGAUUGGGCUGUUUUCACUAUCGGACAUCUUUCUAAAAAAUCUGGGAGAAGAAGCGAUUUUAACCAAGCCAGACCUCAUAGACAAGGGAACGGAGCAGAACAUCCUGGACAUCGUCCAGAACAAAGUUAUCCCUCUCAGCAAAGGUUACAUCAUGGUGAAAUGCAGAGGCCAAAAACAGAUUGAUGAAAAAAUGUCUCUGGAUAGGGCAAUUCAGAUGGAAGCAGACUUUUUCAAAAAUCAUGAGGUUUUCAGUUGCCUCAUGAAUGAGGACAAAGCUACGGUUAAAUUUCUUUCAGCAAAAUUGUCCCAGUUUCUUGUUGAUCAUAUCAAAAAGUCACUGCCACUGCUCUCAGAAAAAAUAAAGAGGCAGAUAUGGGACCUGAAAAGUGAGCUCAAGGGAUGUGAAUUGGGACCACCACUUGACCCUCAGGAAGCAAAAAUCUUCCUAAUUACGACCUUAACAGGUUUUAACGAAAUGAUCAAGGACUUGUCACUUGGGGAGCUGAUCGAUGGGGAGCUCAUGAAUAGGGAGCUGAACUGUGAGGACAACUUGAUGGGCCAGCUUCGGGCGGAGUUCAAAAACUGGAAUGAUAAUCUUGAACAAACCAAGGAGUCAUUUCACAAAUCAAUUGGGAAAUUUAAGGAUCACAGCCAGAAAUGCAGAGGAAGAGAACUGCCUGGGUUCAGCAACUACAAAGUGGUUGAGAAGUUUUUGCAGGAAUGUCUGAAAAAUCUUAAGGAUCCUGCGAUUGAAUCACUCAGGGUCACAAAAGAUAUCAUCCACAAGCAAUUUACCAAGGUUUCGCAUCAGUGCUUCCAGAACUACCCUUAUCUUCUAAAUGUCACUAAGAACAAAAUUGAUAACAUCCAUUUGAAGCAGCAGGCCAAAGCAGAGCAAAGGAUCUUGGAGCAGUUUGAAAUGGAGAACUUGAUCUUCACUCAAGAUGCUAUCUACAAGAAGAUCUUGUAUGAAAUCAGCAAACCAGAUGAGAAAUAUUUGGAGGAAAAGCUUCCUGUCUUUGAUAACAAAAGCAUGUACCCUGAAAUGCUUCAGGCUUAUUAUCAGAUUGUGGUGCAGCGGAUGGCUGACCAGGUGCCCAUGUUGAUCCUCUAUUUCAUGCUAAGGGAGACUGCUCGCCUCCUGUGCACUGAGAUCCUCAGUUUAAUGGAUGGUGCCCACGUGAAUGAGCUUCUGUGUGAAGACUCUGAUGUCGGCAGAAAACGAAUAGAAAUACAGACACGUCUGGAUCGUUUAAACAUUGCUCAGGAAAGAAUAAGUAAUUCUGUUUAGGGAAAAACCUCAGACAGCUUAACCCGUAAAAUGCAUCAUUGUAUAUCAGAUGUUUUUCUGGUUUAUAUUGUUUUAUUUUUACAUAUUUCAGCAUCUCUUCCGUGUUACUGUUCCUCCUGUUCAUCCAAAUACUUAUUUUUUAAACCUGUAUUUUGUCUCAUGUUCGUUAACCCAGGAUUAAGUUAUAAACAUUCACGUGUACAUGUUGGUAGGCUACAUUCACAUACAUUGGGGAUAUGUUGUUAUAAAUCAAGAAAUGUCUCUGCAGUAGGCUUUUCAUAAUGUCAGGCUUUUAAAGUUCUUUUAAAUGUGGCAGCCGCAGCAAGUGUGCAUUCAGACACAAGCCCCGUUCAUCAGUUGUAUUGUCCUGAAAGCGUGGUCUGUCAAAACAUAUCAAAACAUUAAAAAUGAAACUGUUGAUCCAGUUUACCAAAUGAAAGCGUGUUGUGAAAUAUAUGCAUUAAACAGGACGUGAUGAGAUCUUUGGAUAGCAACCAGAACCACGGGUUACAUAAACAUUGACGAAACAUUGAUUCUUUCUUUGUUUGACGCAUCAUGCUGCUUAUCGUUUGUUUCAGAAACUACCUUUUUACCAUUAGAAAGUUAAAACUGAUCAUAAUAUUACGUCGACCAAGCAAAAUGAGGUCAGUGCGGUGCGAGGCAAGAAACUUGCGACUUUGCCGUUUUUUUUCUCUGUGAUUUUUUUCAGCCAAAAGUUUCAGAAACAGUCUAUUUGUUUUGUAGCUCAACUUCUGACAAGUUAAACAUCUUAUUUGGAAUACAUUUUAAAACUUCUACGUGCCGAAAUAAUUCUGUUCUUGAAUGACUUGCAAAUAAGGCUCAAUGUGAGACGGCGCUCUCGCAAUUCACAUGAAGCAGCACUUAAAAGGGGAUUUCUAGCACAGUUUAAAGUGAAGUGGUGUUGUUUAUUGUUUUAUACUGUUGUAUGAGGUCUACUUAUGACAUUCGUGUGGUUUUUACAUUCAAAAACAUCAAAAUCAAUAAGUAAUAGGCUAUUUUCUACCCAGGUUUUGAGGCCAGCUCUGCAAACGCUGGGUUUUAAUGGGCGUGCCGCAUUGAAGACACUUGGAAGUAAACGCCCACCGCUUUGAUUGGAUAGCAGUUUGUGUUGUGGGAGUCUUCUGUGAAUUUGGUUCGAGACGUAACGUUAGGUUACACAUUAGCAUCAUUCACAGUUUUCGCACGGCAGUAUUAUCUGGAGACCUCCUGUGAUUUAUAAAUGACCUCCCCACAUCAGUAUUUCAUGCGACGCAAUCGCAGAUGUGAUGGCAAGGCUUUGUUUGUACAGUUUGUAUAGCCUAUACUUGUAUUGCGUUUAAUGAUAUAUGACCGUACCUGUCUGCAUUUGAGACCCGUGAUCGCGAACCGGACAAAAGAUCAUUGCGAUCAUCGCGGGUCUCAAAUGUUACGAGAGUUUCCAUGAUAAAUAAACAAACGGGAGACUCCCGGUAACUUAUGGAUAUCACCCAUCUCUAACAAAGCAAUAGAGACGCAUAGUACAAACAUGUUUUACUCACAUAAGAUUGCUGCGCCAUUCCUAUCGGAUCCAAUAUUGACGGCACAGACAGCACUGCUUUUUAAUUCGACCUGUGCCUUGUUCACGAAGGAAUCCUCGGAGAAAUGAAACGAACGAAUGUUUUUCCCACAUGAGCCAUGAGCUGGAACGUCUUUAAAAAUAAACUUUAACCCCGCAUUCCUAAUAUUGGAAUCCGAAGGAAGGUUAUGCAGAGACUGUAUUCUUCCACAACCUGGGAUGGCACAAUAUUUAGCUUUAUCUUUAACGACAUGUUUGUUUAUUGCUUGCUCGCUCUAUCUGGUUCCGCGCCACUGGUUCUGUCAUGCGUGAACCAGUGGGCAGGGAUAGAGAAGUAGUGGUUGAUAUUUUUCUGUGGAGGCGGCGUUCAACCUAUCAAUGUCAUAGAUAGGUGCAUUCGAGGACCUGGCGUUCGCUGGGCCUGGUGUCAAUAACAGAUGUAAUCUCAGUAACAAGGGCGUUUUCAGUUCUGACACUUACAGGAUGUUCGCUUGAAUACGAUUCCCUCUUAUAUAACAAAAGCUCGGGUCAAAUUGUGAUUUUAUGUCAUGCCUCCUUUAAGCAUAGGAAACUAUAUGUAUGCUAUAAUAGAUAUCAGGUUUAAUUAAUGAUUGAAAUAUGUUGUGUAAGUGUGAUUUUGCCAGCGAUUUUAGAAAUGAAUGUUGCCAGGUUAUACUUUCCAGUUAUCUGAAGCCUGCACUUUAAAUGCCUUUCAAUAUUCAGCUCUUUGUUACUGCUCACACAAGCUCCAUCAACCCCCACCUCCUACUGCAGGAAGAAAUCACCCUAUAACACUUCAGCCAAAACUCAAAAGAGGUGUCAAUUGAGAAGUUGCAUAUUUAAAAAUAGACUGAAAUGUAAACAGGGAUUUUUACCUUAAUUACUUAAUAAA